CGCCCACCAACUCCAGUCUGCGGUGGUUUUGCGAAAAUGGAUAAGCAAGUUGUUGGAAUCUUGGGCGGUGGGCAACUUGGUCGCAUGACUAUAGAAGCGGCCAACCGCCUCAACGUCACUGUCGCCGUCCUUGACUCGAAAGGCAACCCCGCUUCAGAACUCGCAGCUACAGCACCCCAUGUGGAAGGGACAUUCAAAUCCGCUGACAAAAUUCUUGCCCUAGCCCAAAAGGUCAAUGUCCUCACUGUGGAAAUUGAGCAUGUGGAUUGCGACGCCCUCGAUAAGGCCGCAAAGGAGUACAAUAUACCGGUGCAUCCUUCCCCCGAGACUAUUCGAAUCAUACAAGACAAAUGUCGGCAAAAGGUUGUCUUGAGCGAGGCUGGUUUGCCGUUGCCCGAGUUUCGGGAUUUAGCAGGCGGAAAGGAGGUCGAGGAGAUCAAGGCUGCAGCGAAAAGCGGGUUCGGCUAUCCCAUUAUGUUGAAAUCCAAAACGCUUGCCUACGAUGGGCGAGGUAACAGGGUGGUUAAAUCUGAAUCGGAUGUGGAGGAUGCUGUGGAAGCAUUGGGUGGAGGAAAAAAUGCAGGUGGUCCGCCUUUGUACGUGGAGAAAAUGGUGCCCUUUACAAAGGAACUGGCGGUCAUGGUUGCAAGAGGAGUGAAUGGGGAGGUGGCCAGCUACCCCUGUGUAGAGACUGUGCAAAAGGAUAAUAUCUGUCAUGUUGUGUUGGCUCCAGCGCAGAUCGAUGGUUUGGUGGGGAAACGAGCUAAAGAGGUUGCGGAGCGAGCCGUAAAGGUGCUGAAUGGAGCAGGGGUAUUUGGGGUGGAGAUGUUUUUGUUGGAAAAUGGCGAUAUCCUACUGAACGAAAUCGCGCCGCGUCCUCAUAACUCUGGCCACUACACCAUCGAGGCAUGUCAUACCUCUCAAUUCGAGCAACACCUUCGAUGCAUUCUAGGGCAGCCUCUGGGCAGCACUGAAAUGAAGGUCCCCGCCUCUGUUAUGGUGAACAUUCUCGGACUCGGCGAUGGGCCAGAAGGGAUGGAACUGACACUUCGUCCAUGCGCGGUGGCAAUGGGGCUACCUGGUGCGACAGUCCACUUGUACGGCAAAAAGGAAUGUCGAAAGGGUCGAAAAAUGGGUCAUGUUACCGUUGUCGGCGAGACAAUGGUGGAGGUUUUGGACCGCGUGAAAGAUAUUCUUGCUGUUGUUCCCGGUAGCGAAACCGAGACAUUUGGACUGAGUCCGCAAGUCGGCAUUAUUAUGGGCUCUGACUCGGAUUUGCCGACUCUCAAGGCAGCCGCCGAGAUUUUGCGAGAUUUCGGCGUACCAUUUGAACUGACCAUUGUCUCUGCCCACCGAACACCCCUCCGGAUGAUGGAGUAUGCAAAGACAGCGCAUGAACGAGGGUUGAGAGUUAUUAUUGCCGCAGCGGGUGGUGCUGCGCAUUUGCCUGGUAUGGUUGCGGCUUUGACGCCGUUGCCAGUUAUUGGCGUGCCUGUUGCACUUAGAGUCCUGGAUGGACAAGACUCUCUCUUGUCGAUUGUCCAAAUGCCGCGCGGUGUGCCCGUCGCCACUGUGGCAAUCAACAAUUCCACCAACGCGGCAUUGUUGGCUGUCCGCAUUCUUGGGUCUCACGUCAGUGGGUAUCUGGAAAAAAUGGCAGCAUACAUGCGUAAACAAGAGCGAGAGGUAUUGCACAAGGUGGACCAAUUGGAAGAGGUCGGGUGGGAAGCAUACCAAGUUAAACAUUAGAAUUGCAUGACGGGGAUGUGUGUGCGUGUUGUUUAUAGUUUUCCAUUUUUUUUUUUUAAUUUCCACGGCUGACAAUGAAUAAGGACUCAAACAUGUAUAUUUACACUCUA
This is a messenger RNA of Spizellomyces punctatus DAOM BR117, 1859 nucleotides long. Its product is annotated as phosphoribosylaminoimidazole carboxylase, ATPase subunit. Gene Ontology annotation, molecular function: ATP binding; metal ion binding; phosphoribosylaminoimidazole carboxylase activity. The record is from RefSeq and is a predicted model, not a curated record. Gene Ontology annotation, biological process: 'de novo' IMP biosynthetic process. The transcript has 4 exons. The coding region runs from base 37 to 1749 and encodes 570 amino acids. NCBI's taxonomy places the organism in Eukaryota, Fungi, Chytridiomycota, Chytridiomycetes, Spizellomycetales, Spizellomycetaceae.